Dermatophagoides farinae (American house dust mite) is the source of this 1807-nucleotide messenger RNA. RefSeq names its product transmembrane protein 135. The record is from RefSeq and is a predicted model, not a curated record. NCBI's taxonomy places the organism in Eukaryota, Metazoa, Arthropoda, Arachnida, Sarcoptiformes, Pyroglyphidae.
GUUUUUGAUCCAAAUUAAACAAAAUGCCUUCAAUUUUGAGUAAAUUUUUCUCACCCGAAUGGAAUGUACCGUACAAUUGUUAUGAAAUGGGACAUGGAUGGACACCAUAUUGUUCAGCAGCGGCAUUGGAAAUUGGAUUGAUUGUGUUUCAACAAUCAUUGAAACUUUAUGCACCACUUUAUCUGGGACAAACAAUAUUGCAGAAAAAAUUUGAUCAAAAAAAUCUAAUGAAAACCACACAAAGCAUUUUACGUUCAUCAAUAUUUUUGGGCGCCAAUGCAUUUCUUGUCAUUCUGUUUCUUUGUCUUAGUUUACGUAUUUCGGGCCGAUUUUAUUAUCCAUUGAAUGCAUAUUUACCCAGUUUUUUUGGUUCAUUAUUGGCCAUAUUGAAUGAACGGCCAUCACGUCGUAAAGCAUUGGCAUUUUAUGUUGCAAAUAUUGCCUCAGAAAUUACAUAUAAAAUUUCCAUAUCACGUGGUUAUAUACGGCCAUUGCCCAAUGGAAAAUAUUUAUUAUUCACAAUGGCAAUCAGCAUUUUGUUGUUCAUCUAUGAAAACAAUUUAUUACGUGAUCCGUUGAUUUGUUUUAUUUUUCAAUUGGUAAUUGGAAAUCGAAAUAGUCGGCGACAACAACCACAACAACAACAACAACAACAUGAACAUGAAAAUGACGAUGAUGAUCAAGAAUCAAUAAUUGAAUCGAACAAAAAUCUCUGGAAUAAAUGUUGGUGGUGGUGGUGGUGGCCAAAACAUCUCGGUCGAUUCUGGUGGUUUACAAUAAAGAAUCGUUUUCCAAUUCUAGCCUUUAGUCAUCCAUACUGCAGUCAUCAUCAUCUAGGAUAUUCUUGUUUUGAAAAUAUUUUAUUUCAAAGUUUUUUAAAAUCAUUUACACUUGGUUGGUUUUCACAGCUUGGUUUACGUUUCAUAUCGAAAUUAAUGGCUGGCCAUUUUCAUGAUGCAUUCAACAUUUUUCGACCAAAUCAUUUGAUUUCAUCAUCUAGAUAUUUGUCAUUUGCAUUGUUUAUAUCAUCAUUUUCUACUGUUUAUAAUUCAUCCAUUUGUAUGCUGAAUCAUUUCAUUCAUCAUCGAUCAUGGAAUUGUUUAUUGUCAUCAAUUUUAGCAUCAACAGCAUCAUUUUCAUUAUUUUCCACACCAAAUACAUCAAUGUCAUUGUAUUUAGUAUGGAAAAGUGUUGAGGCACUAUUCAACGUUGCUGUCAUGAAAGGAUACAUACCAUGUGAUCGAUUAUGGAUAACAAUAAUCUAUGCCAUUGCAUGUUCACAAAUAUUCUAUGCAUCCAUAUUGGAACCAUCACAAAUGAAACCAUCAUAUAAACGUUUUUUGGAUUCUAUUUGUCAAAAUCGUUUACAAUACAUUAAUCGUAAUGUACUCGAAGUAUUUGGUACAAAUGCAUCCAAAGGUUAUGAAUAUUUUCUACCAUCAUAUGAUCUUCGAUUCACCACUAGACAAUUUCAAGAAUCUGUAUUAAUAUGGCUUUUUUAAAUCAAUCAGUUCGAUAUAUAAAUAUGUGUGUUGGAGUUGGUGAUAGAAAAAAAAAUUAACAUCUCCUCACGUGCAAAAAAAAAACUCUGUACUUUUUUCUCCAAUCAAUCAAUCAAUCAGUCAAUCAACCAAUCGAUAGAUUGAAGAUUAAAAAAUUUGUCUAUCUUUGUAAGAGGACAAAAAAAAAAUCUCAUAUUACAAGACAAUAAUCGUAUAUCGUACACGAGGGUAUACAUGUAUUGCCAUCAUCAUCAUCAUCAUCAUCAUCAUCACCCCAAUCUCAAAUGAUUAAUAAUCAAAAUCAU